GUGCGGACGAACCUAACCUCCAGGAGAAGCUGCGGCUCGCACCGCCGCGCAAGAUCCGUCAUCGGUGAGUCGACGUUUUUCUCUCGUAAUGUAAGCUCUCGUUUCGUCCUCGCGCGCGAGGAAGACGUCGGGAUUCCGAGCCGUCCUCGCGCCCGGGACGCGAUUUCGGGGGAGAGCGUUGACACGUGACCCUCGCGCCAGAAAUGCGCUCGCACGCCGCCGACGCGUUUCGGCGGCGAUGGUCCGAGCGGCCCGGGGAGCGACGGGGAGGGGACGGCACCGCGCGGCGCGCGCGAGCCAAUCGGCGCCGCCGACGCGUCGCCUGACACACGGCACGGCCAAUCGCCGCCUUCCCCUCAUUUUUUGACAGCCUCGCGUGAAAAUCUAUAGAGACUGGCACGCGAGAAUGUGUCCGAUUCAAAAUGCGGAGAUUGCGAAACGGAAGAGAUCGCCAGAGGAGAGAAAAGGGUCGAGAAAGGGAGAGACCGCCGUCCUCGAAAUGAAUGAAUGUCAGAUAUAUUCAAGUCUCUCGUCCCGCUUUCUUCUUCCUCUUUGCUCCUGCAUCUCUCAACAACGGCCGAAUUGAACGCGCGCGUGUGUAAUUAAAUUUCGUCGAGACGGACGUCGGGCUCGGUUGCUCGUUCGCGCGAGAUCGCCCACCUGAAACCUGCGUUCGCGAUCGCAAUCACGAGCCCACUGCGAGCGUAAUCGAGCGUGUUUCUUCACUUCCGACGCACGCUAUCCUUGAAGACGACGUAAGCACAAACGCGCCCCUCCUCUUCGCAUCUGCCUUGCGCAUUAAUGAGCGAAGCGUCGUUUUUUGCGAAUUUGACUUGCAAAAAAAGAAGAAAAAAAAAGGACGAAAAAAGAUAUAACGAAGACAGCGGAGAGGAAGAAGAGAGCGAGUCCAAGAAAAGCUCGGAAAUUCCAAUGAUCGCCUUAUUGAUGAUACGCCGGAGUCUCCGCGAGGGAUCAAACGCAAAAUAAAUCGCCAACGCUCGGUGACGUUACUCGCCGAUGAACCUUGAACCCCCGAGCCAGAGCUUUGGUCGUGCUCGGCUCGUGCGAUCGCACAUACGUAUUGCCCCCGCCGCGGGACGACUUGUCCCACAUUCAGAUUCACACGGCUAGUCAGUGCAACGCGCGGCGAUCGCGUACGAGUCGUCCUCUGCGAGUUACCCCCUUUGCAAACAACCGCGUUCAGCCUCGGCGCGGUGGAUCGCGCGAUCGACCGUCACGAUCCUUACAUGUCACUCGGACCGCAGGCGGAUAUAUACGAGGUGGAGAACCUGACUGGGUAUGCUACGCCGUCUUCUGGACUCCCUGUUCGGUGACAUCGAGUGCGCGGAGCGAACGUCUUCCGAGUCGGCGGGAUCCAGCGAGAGGAUUUGCCAGUCCGUCGGUCCCGCGGGACCCGCUCGCGCAAAAGCAAUGUCGGAGGCGACGGUGAGCUUUGUCGUCGGGGAGCCCGAGCCCGAGCCCGACCCCAAUCGCGAUACCGAUCCUAACGAGGUGCAGGAGAUCGAGGAUAGCUUCCCGAGCGAGAGCAGCGAUAGCGGCAAUUUGCAGAUGCAGAUCAAUCAUGUCGCGACAGGACUGGCCGAGCGCCGCAAGCGGCUCAGGCCCAGCAUGUCGCAGGGUACGGUGAUGAUUCAAGCGCAAAAUCGAAUUCACGAGAAGGACUUUACCGUUGCGACUCCCGAAGAAUUCGUACAUCGCUUCGGCGGCUCCAGAGUUAUCAACAAGGUGCUGAUCGCCAACAAUGGUAUCGCAGCGGUUAAAUGUAUGCGAUCGAUACGACGCUGGUCAUACGAGAUGUUUAAGAACGAGAGGGCCGUGCGUUUUGUGGUGAUGGUCACACCGGAAGAUUUAAAGGCGAAUGCGGAAUAUAUCAAAAUGGCAGAUCAAUACGUGCCCGUAUCGGGUGGGACCAACAACAACAACUACGCCAAUGUGGAAUUGAUCGUCGAUAUAGCGAUACGUACCCAAGUCCAUGCGGUUUGGGCCGGGUGGGGCCACGCUUCAGAAAAUCCUAAGCUUCCAGAAUUACUCCACAAAAAUAACAUCUGCUUCAUUGGACCGUCCGAAAAGGCCAUGUGGGCUUUGGGUGACAAGAUAGCAUCCAGCAUAGUUGCUCAAACCGCGGACGUACCAACGCUUCCCUGGUCAGGUUCGGAAUUAACAGCGCAAUACAGCGGGAAGAAAAUCAAGAUAUCAUCGGAACUUUUUAAAAAAGGAUGCGUUGCCACUGUGGAAGAGUGUCUAGCGGCAGCUAACAAAAUCGGUUUUCCGGUUAUGGUAAAAGCGAGCGAAGGUGGCGGUGGUAAGGGGAUCAGGAAGGUUGAAAACGCCGAGGAAUUACCCGCUUUGUUUAGGCAAGUGCAAAUUGAAAUACCUGGUUCACCAAUAUUUAUCAUGAAACUAGCGAAAUGCGCUCGUCACUUGGAAGUACAAUUAUUGGCCGAUAACUAUGGUAAUGCAAUAUCAUUAUUCGGACGCGAUUGUUCUAUCCAGAGGAGACAUCAAAAGAUCAUCGAGGAGGCGCCUGCCGUAAUCGCAAAGCCACAGAUUUUCGAAGAGAUGGAAAAAGCUGCUGUAAGAUUAGCAAAAAUGGUGGGAUAUGUUAGCGCGGGCACCGUUGAGUAUCUGUACGACACGGCUGGCAGAUAUUAUUUCCUGGAAUUAAAUCCACGUCUUCAAGUGGAACAUCCUUGUACCGAAAUGGUAUCGGAUGUGAAUUUACCAGCCGCCCAGCUACAAAUAGCGAUGGGCUUGCCAUUACAUCACAUUAAAGAUAUACGUCUUUUGUAUGGUGAAAGCCCUUGGGGUGACAGCCCGAUCGAUUUUGAUCAGCCGCGUCAUAAGCCUCAACCGUGGGGCCAUGUUAUCGCGGCUAGAAUCACUAGCGAAAAUCCUGACGAAGGUUUCAAGCCGAGUUCAGGGACAGUGCAGGAGUUGAAUUUCCGAUCGUCCAAGAAUGUAUGGGGCUAUUUCUCGGUUGGAGCUUCGGGAGGACUUCAUGAGUUCGCGGACUCUCAAUUUGGCCAUUGCUUCUCCUGGGGCGAAGAUCGUAAUCAAGCCAGAGAGAAUUUAGUUGUAGCCCUGAAGGAGCUGAGUAUCAGAGGCGAUUUUAGGACGACAGUCGAAUAUCUUAUCACUUUGCUGGAAACUGAAUCCUUUCAGCAGAAUAACAUAGAUACCGCUUGGCUCGAUUUGUUGAUCGCCGAACGUGUUCGAAGCGAUAAACCGGACGUCUUAUUGGCCGUUACCUGCGGAGCGCUUCAUAUCGCUGAUAGAAUGAUCACAGCUGCUUUUACUGGCUUUCAAACUGCCUUAGAAAGGGGUCAGAUACAAGCCAGUAAUGAUUUGGAUAACGUUGUUGAUGUGGAGCUUAUUAACGACGAAUUCAAAUAUAAAGUACAGGCUGCCAAAUCUGGUCCGAACAGCUAUUUUCUGGUGAUGAAUGGUUCAUAUAAAGAGAUCGAAAUUCAUCGCAUGUCGGAUGGAGGCUUGCUGCUUUCAUUAGACGGCGCCAGUUUUACGACUUACAUGCGCGAAGAGGUGGACCGUUAUAGGAUUAUCAUUGGUAACCAGACGUGUAUCUUUGAAAAAGACAACGAUCCGUCCUUAUUGAAAUCACCGUCAGCCGGCAAGUUGAUUAAUUUCUUAGUCGAGGAUGGCGGCCACGUUGGCGCCGGUCAGGCGUACGCCGAAAUCGAAGUGAUGAAGAUGAUAAUGACCGUUACCGCCAGUGAGGCGGGAAGUGUCUUUUAUGUCAAGAGGCCUGGCGCUAUAUUGGAAGCCGGUACAUUGAUCGCGCAUCUCGAUUUGGAUGAUCCAUCAUUGGUGACAAAAGCACAAGAAUACACAGGCCAAUUUCCUGCAGCGUCGGCAUCGGCCGUACCGGAGAAACUGAAUCACCUUCACACCAAGUAUCGAAACGCCUUGGAAAAUACGUUGGCUGGCUACUGUCUCCCCGAUCCAUAUCACUUGCCGCGUCUGCGUGAGUUAAUCGAGAAGUUCAUGUUUUCGUUACGCGAUCCCAACUUACCAUUGUUGGAACUGCAGGAAGUGAUUGCGACGAUAUCCGGCAGAAUCCCCGUCUCAGUCGAGAAGAAAAUUCGUAAACUAAUGUCGCUGUAUGAGCGAAACAUCACGUCGAUCUUGGCUCAGUUUCCCAGUCAACAAAUCGCCGCUGUGAUCGACGGACACGCGGCGACUUUAUCCAAGAGAGCUGAGCGAGACGUUUUCUUCUUGACUACUCAAGCCAUUGUGCAGUUAGUACAAAGAUACCGAAACGGUAUACGUGGUCGGAUGAAGACUGCCGUGCACGAACUUUUGCGACAGUAUUACACAGUCGAGAGCCAGUUCCAACAGGGUCACUACGACAAGUGCGUCUCCGCGCUAAUAGAAAAGUACAAAGACGACGUAACUACCGUGACCGGUAUGAUCUUCAGUCAUAAUCAAGUAACGAAGAAAAACGUUCUGGUCACUAUGUUGAUCGACCAUCUCUGGGCUAAUGAACCGGGUCUUACGGACGAGCUCUCGAACACGCUGACGGAAUUAACGAGUCUGAAUCGUACGGAACAUAGCCGCGUCGCGCUGAGAGCUAGGCAGGUGUUGAUCGCCGCCCAUCAACCUGCGUACGAACUCAGGCAUAAUCAGAUGGAAUCCAUAUUCUUGUCCGCAGUAGAUAUGUACGGGCACGACUUCCACCCGGAGAAUCUGCAGAAACUUAUUCUCUCAGAGACAUCUAUCUUUGAUAUUCUUCACGAUUUCUUCUAUCAUUCCAAUCGCGCGGUGUGCAACGCGGCCUUGGAGGUCUACGUGCGACGAGCCUAUAUCAGCUAUGAGCUGACGUGUCUACAACACCUGGAACUAUCCGGCGAGAUUCCGUUGGUGUAUUUCCAAUUCGUUUUACCCAGCAAUCACCCAAAUCGUCAGAAUCAGUCUCUGGUAGAUCACAGAGCCGGUGCGAUGGCAGCCUUCCAGAAUCUUGAUCAUUUCAGUCAAUAUACAGACGAGAUCUUGGAUCUGCUGGAGGAUCUAUCGAACCCCACGCCGAUGGUAUCUGCAAAACUAUUAGAGGCAGUGGAAGCCGUUGGUAGCGAGUCACGUCACAGUACAUCGAUCAACGUCUCUCUAAGCGCGACUGAAACAACAACCGCAACCACAACGGCAACGACUACCAAUGAUAAGUCCGCCGAACCGGUUCACAUACUAAGCAUAGCAGUCAAGGAGAACGGCACCGAGGACGAUGCUACCAUGGCCAAAAUGUUUGGAGAUUGGUGCGCGAACAACAAGGACGAAUUAAUAUCCCGCGGCAUUCGAAGAGUGACAUUCGCCGCGCUCAAAAAGAGACAGUUCCCCAAGUUCUUCACUUUCCGUCAGCGCGAGGGUUUUGUCGAGGAUAGAAUCUACCGACAUCUCGAGCCUGGUUGUGCCUUCCAAUUGGAACUGAAUCGUAUGCGAACCUACGAUCUCGAGGCUCUUCCGACGUCCAAUCAGAAGAUGCACCUGUAUCUCGGGCAAGCCAAAGUCGCCAAGGGUCAACAAGUUACGGACUAUCGCUUCUUCAUCCGCUCGAUUAUACGGCACUCCGACCUGAUUACGAAGGAGGCCAGUUUCGACUAUCUUCAUAACGAGGGUGAGCGCGUUCUGCUCGAGGCCAUGGACGAGCUGGAGGUCGCGUUCUCGCAUCCCCUCGCUAAGCGCACCGAGUGCAAUCACAUCUUCUUGAACUUUGUACCCACGGUCAUUAUGGAUCCCAGCAGAAUAGAGGAGAGCGUGACGAGUAUGGUGCUGCGUUACGGGCCGAGAUUGUGGAAGUUGCACGUGCGACAGGCGGAGAUAAAGAUGACCAUACGACCCGCGCCAGGAAAACCGACCUCCAACGUGCGUCUCUGCAUCGCCAACGACAGCGGUUACAGCAUCGACCUGCAUCUCUACACGGAAGCGACCGAUCCCAAGACGGGCAUCAUUCGCUUCGAAUCUUAUCCACCCACCACAGCGAACGCCCAUUGGAGGCCGGGUCCUAUGCACGGGCUGCCAAUCUCCACGCCGUAUCUGACCAAGGAUUACCUCCAGGCGAAGAGAUUUCAGGCGCAGAGCGCCGGCACGACUUACGUCUACGAUCUGCCAGACAUGUUCCGACAGCAGCUCGAGAAAUUGUGGCAGCGAUAUGUCGAGGAGAGGCCACCGAGUGACGAUCAAAAUCGGAUCACGAUCCCCAAUCCAGUGAUGGACGUCGUAGAAUUAGUGUUCGACGGUGAACAAUUGGUCGAGCAGAAGCGGCUGCCCGGCGAGAACGACGUCGGCAUGGUCGCGUGGCGGUUCACUCUGUACACCCCGGAGUAUCCAUUCGGUAGAGACAUUAUACUUAUCGCUAACGAUUUAACGUAUCUGAUAGGCUCGUUCGGGCCUCGCGAGGAUCUGGUAUUCUGCAGGGCUUCCGAGAGAGCGAGGCAGCUCGGUUGUCCGCGGAUAUACUUCGCCGCUAAUUCCGGAGCGCGUAUCGGCUUGGCCGAGGAAGUGAAGGCGCUCUUCAGAAUUGCAUGGGAGGACGAGAAUGAGCCAGAGAAGGGCUUCAGAUACAUAUACCUCACACCGGAUGAUUACGCGCGUCUGGCGCCUCACAACUCGGUGAAAGCCUCGUUGAUCGAGGAUCCCGCGGGAGAGUCGCGUUACAAAAUCACGGAUAUCGUCGGCAAGGACGACGGCCUAGGUGUCGAGAACUUAAAGUAUGCCGGUCUAAUCGCGGGAGAGACGUCAAGGGCCUACGAUGAGAUAAUUACGAUCUCGAUAGUAUCCUGUCGCGCGAUUGGUAUCGGCUCCUACCUGCUGCGUCUUGGCCAGAGAGUAAUCCAGAUCGAGAACUCGCACAUCAUCCUGACCGGUUACAGAGCGUUGAACGCAGUGCUGGGUCGCGAGGUUUACGCUAGCAACAAUCAGUUGGGCGGUACGCAGAUCAUGCACAACAACGGAGUAUCUCACGCGACCGAUCCUCGGGACCUGGAUGGAGUGGCGACCGCCUUGAAAUGGCUGAGUUACUUCCCUAAGACUAAAGGCGCCCCGUUGCCGAUACUAUCGCCUGUUGCAGACCCGAUCGACCGAGAGAUCGCUUUUGUCCCUACCAAAGCGCCGUAUGAUCCGAGAUGGAUGCUGGAAGGCAGAAAUUGUACCGUCGAGUCGAACGUAUGGGAAAGUGGCUUCUUUGAUCGGGGCUCGUGGCAUGAAAUCAUGAGACCGUGGGCACAAACGGUGGUGACGGGACGCGCUAGGCUUGGUGGUAUACCAUGCGGCAUUAUCGCCGUUGAAACGAGAACCGUCGAGUUGCAUUUACCAGCCGAUCCUGCCAAUUUAGAUUCGGAGGCCAAGACUAUAUCUCAGGCGGGCCAGGUUUGGUUUCCGGACAGCGCGUACAAAACCGCUCAGGCUAUUCAGGAUUUCGGUAGAGAAGACCUGCCGCUAUUUAUCUUUGCCAAUUGGAGAGGUUUCUCUGGCGGCAUGAAAGAUAUGUACGAACAGAUUGUCAAGUUCGGUGCGUAUAUUGUGGACGGAUUGCGGCAAUAUUGCAAGCCGAUAUUCGUUUAUAUCCCACCGAAUGGGGAACUCAGAGGCGGCGCUUGGGCGGUCGUUGAUCCUAUGAUAAAUCAACGUUUCAUGGAAAUGUUUGCCGAUAACACUAGUAGAGGUGGCGUCCUGGAACCCGACGCGAUAGUAGAAAUCAAAUUUCGUAACAAGGACAUCGUGAAAACUAUGCACAGAGUCGAUCACGUUAUAUUGAAGUUAAAAGAAAAAUUGUCAACCGUAAACACGGUGGAGGAACGAACCGAGAUCGAAGCACAGAUUCGUAAACGCGAGCAGGCUUUGGAACCGAUGUAUCGUCAGGUCGCCGUUCAUUUCGCCGAUCUGCACGAUACGCCGGAGAGAAUGUUCGAGAAGAAUACGAUCCACGAGAUAAUACCAUGGAAAAAGGCACGUCGACUACUUUAUUGGCGGUUGCGACGACGACUUUUCGAGGAUGAGAUUAAGAAUGAGAUCUUAUCGACGCAGCCCAGCCUCGAUGUUAGACAGGUGGAAGCGAUGCUUCGGCGCUGGUUCAUCGAGGAUAAAGGAGCAACGGAAUCGUACUUGUGGGAUCAAGACGAAGCUGCGGCUUGUUGGUUGGAGACGCAACGCAAAACUGACGACAGUGUCGUCUCGCGUAAUAUAACGUGCGUGAAAAGAGAUGCGGUGGUAACGCGUAUCAAGGAAGCUCUAGAAGUCUGUCCGGAAAUAAGAUUAGACGUGGUACUGGAAAUCGCACACAGAUUACAACCGGCCGAGCGAACGGAGUUGCAAAGAACUUUAACGCAAAUAGAGACAACGGGACAGGAACAUCAUAAGGACUCGAGCGUUUCGUCUUGAAUGCACUUCAUAUAAGCGUACCUGCUCCACGCUAUUCAUUCCAGCUUAUUAAUGUUGAAUGCGUAUCAAUAGUACAAGUCAUUAUCAAAGAUUUAUAAUUAUUCAUAUCAAUCUAGAUAUAUCGUGGUAUUAAGGGUUAAUAAGAAUAGGUAUUUCGAAUAGAGUGUUUCGUAAGAUUCAAAUUUCGAUGGAUCUAGACAUAACCAUGACUUCUUUUUGACGUCACAAAUCGAAUUAUUUCGAUGUCGGUUUAAGUUUUAAAAAAUUUUUAUUUAAAAAUUGGUGAUUCGAGGGAUUAGUAGACAUUAGGAUAGUGUCUAAUUAGCAUAUUAAAUUAUUUCGUGAUUUCUGUGAUACAAAACGCUCCAUAUAUUCGAAAAUAUGUAUUUAGAGAACAAUAGAAAAGCAUGUCGCGUUGCCACUCUGUGUUUGUGACAGGCUUAUGAAUUGUAGUUGUAUGGGAGUAGAAAGGUUUAUACCCGAAAUAUCGCACGUUCCUUCAGCUACAAAUUCUUCCAGGAUUUUCCCAUAAAAUCCGCUAGAUUAUCAUUUCUAUAUCAAUUUCAAUCAAAAAUUAAAUACCUUUAUGUCUAAUGUAAAUCUAAAAAUUUAUUACUACUUUUAUUAUUAAAGUAAAUUAAUUAAUAUUUAUAAAAAACAAUAGUUAAUUUAUUUAUUUACAACAAUAUGUUAAUUUGACAUAUUUUUUUAAUUUUUAAUUUCAUUCUUUGUUGUAAUACUUUUUGAUAAUAAGAUAUCAUUCGCAAUUUGCGACAUCCUGUACGUGUAUCUGAAAGAACAUGCGUUACUAAAAAUGCGGAAUACUGUAUAUAAAUUAUAUAUACACACGUGGCGCACAAAUAUAUAAAAAAUGUAUAUUUAUUUUUUGAAGGAAAACAUUGUAAGACUUUGACAUCACGAAACAAUAUGCUCGCGCAACUGCCGCAUUUAAAUAGCAUUAUCUCAUAAUAGAUGCAAAACAAUGUAUACAUUUCAUGUAACAAUAAUCUCUUUUUUUUUCUUUCUACGUUUGCGGAAGAUAUCCAUUUCUCUUUUUCAAAUAUUAUCACAUUCUUUAUAAAAUGUUUGCGAAACGCUGCAAUUAAAAUUUAUUAAUCUUUAACAGACAACUUAAUUGAAUCUUGUAUGCAUUUAUAUGUUUAGUUGGAUUAAUUCGACAUCCCGCGCAAUUCUCUUGUGCAGAUGAUAUUCACUGCGCGUUUUUAUCAUGAAAAACACACGCACACAUACACUCUUUUUCUCUUAAGCUUUUAUAUAUUUUAUACAAUUUUUGGUAAAGUUGCUAUGUGAAUAGUAUAUCACCUAUAUCCGAGAAAAACUUCAUAAAAGAAACUCUAAAAUUCACAUAAUUUUCAAACCUACGCAGUAAAAAAUCCUCAAAAAACUGGUAUCUGACUCCGAUGUACAUCUAUUAGGUCAUCAUCCAAAGUGAGUAAUACCAUAAAUGAAAAGAACAUGGCUAAUGCGGAAAGAAAAUGCCAAAUGUCAUGAGAAUCAAAAAAGUUCAAUAACGCGCAAGGUUUAUUGUAAAGGCGAGAUUGGGCUGGUGUAAGAGCCCAAGAAAUAGUUUUAUUUACGAAGAAGUACAGAGCUGCUCCCCAGAAUACCAUAGAUAAAAUGAUGUAAAUCCCAGGUAUGAGAAGAAUCCGUUCUCUGUGACAAAGCUAGAAAAAAUUUUCGUAUUGAUAUUAAAAAGUUUUUGUGGCCGCAGAAAAGGAAGAAAGAACAAGAAAAUGUUUAUACCUUCAUCAUAAUGUAAAAGAAUGUAUAUAAAAUUAAAUUGGACAUCAAUAUAGCCAAUAAAAACGUAGCGAAAUUGCCCUCU
Molecule: messenger RNA, 10255 nt
Organism: Pogonomyrmex barbatus (red harvester ant)
Lineage: Eukaryota; Metazoa; Arthropoda; Insecta; Hymenoptera; Formicidae
Gene: ACC
Product: acetyl-CoA carboxylase
Biological process (GO): fatty acid biosynthetic process
Cellular component (GO): mitochondrion
Molecular function (GO): metal ion binding; acetyl-CoA carboxylase activity; ATP binding
Source: RefSeq, a predicted model, not a curated record